Molecule: messenger RNA, 1731 nt
Organism: Guillardia theta CCMP2712
Lineage: Eukaryota; Cryptophyceae; Pyrenomonadales; Geminigeraceae
Exons: 9
Coding region: 1-1731 (576 amino acids)
Source: RefSeq, a predicted model, not a curated record
AUGCUUCACCCUGAUCAUCAGGAGACAGAAGAAGAGGCUCCCUCUGAGCGAGACGAGAGUAUCCUGACCGCGAGCUUCGAUGUCGACCUGCCGUCGAUGUUCGAAACUUCGCAAGUGGCCGCACGAUCUGUUCAGAACGACCAGCUCGUGCCUAUGGACGAGUCGAAUGCUGAGCCAAGCCUGUCGGAGAUGGGGCCGAGGGCAGAGCUGGUUAACCUGAUCACCCUGAUCUUGAGCGGAGACUUGGAGAAAGAGAACUUGUUGGCAAAGGAUGAAGAUUCUUUCUCCAAGUCUGACUCGAAAUGGAUGCAGAACAUUUCGAGAUCUAUUGUGUUGGUGGAACUUGCUCUUAGACAGAGAGACCCUCUUUCAGAGUUUGAAGCUCUCGUCGAGUCGAACGGAGUGCAUUGGAAGGAUGUGGAGAAGAAGAUUACAAAACUAGUGCCUGAGGCCAAGAAGGAAAUUCCUGAUCUGCCCUCGGAUGUGAACAUGCAAGCUGUUGCUACGAGGAGUACUCAAGAGGAGGAAACUAUCCCGGCACUUCGUGCGGCAGCGUCACUUCGUUCAAAGUUCUUGCAAGGCGAAGCGGCGGGAAGCAUCUUCAGCCCUGGCCUGCGGAAAGAGUUUGUCGAGCAUGGUGAGAAUUCUGUUAUGUCUGCCUGUCUUUACAAGCGCAACAACAAGGAAAUCGUCGAGGAUGAGGGAGAGGUAGAAAAGAUGCAGGAAGCAGCGGACAAGGCUGUAGAGUCCGCCCUGUCGACGAAAGUUCACGAUCGUGUGGAGGAGACGAACAGCCUUGCCGAUCAGAGGACGUCGGAUGUGUCGAUGAACACAGAGGUCAGUGUCGAGAGGCUGAUGGAAACAGAAGACGCGCUGUCUGAGAUCUUUCCUGCUCCUCCUGCCUCCUCCGCUGCCUCGAACUUGCACCGUCCGGCUGGGACAGAGGGCGGGGAUCAAAAGAUGGGAAGCACUCGGGAUGAGGAGCAUGAGGAAGAGGAGGAGCGGACAGUCGCCGAUAGGGACGGAAACAUUUUCCACGUGGUACAACCGCAGGCUACGAGCAUUGGAGCCACGGCAGCGACGGAUAGGGAGAGGAGGGCGAGGAGGAGGAGGAUGUGCUCUUGGAAAAAUCUGCACCUGAUGGUCAACCUGGGGAUCGGUAUAGCCGUUCCCGUCCUAAUCAGAAUCGCAAGGGCGGACUGGAUCAAGGCUUCGAUCAACGGAAAGACCAACGUCCCGACCCUGAUAGGCGUCACCGUAGCUUGUGAGUUCUGCCUGAUGCCAACGAUGCUCGCGAUCAUCUACAACAAGUUCCUGUCGAGCCUGCCGGAGAGCCGGAACGACGACUACAUCCCAGGUUGGACUGCGAUGCUUAUGAUGGUAGAAUUGUACAGCCUAGGGCUGAUGCAUCUCGGAGCAGCAGCGGCGCUGUGCGAGCCGCUCAUUUCCUUCCCCAUCGGCGUCGAGGGAUACGACAUGAGCCUCCUCUACUUCCUCUGUGAGUCUUCCAUGCGCGAUAGGAGGAGGAGGAGGUUGGUGGUGGUGGUGGAGGAGGAGGAGGAGGAUCAGGAGGAUGAAGAGCCUUCAGGUGUUUUCGUGGGGCUGGUUGGGCUGGUUCAGUCGGCUGUGGCCAUGGGCAUCGUAGCAGGGAUAGACAUGUUCAAGGUACAUCCCACUCUUUCUUUAGCUUCUCUCCUCUCGUCCAAGUCUCUUUUCGUGAGCGUACACUGA